Chaetomium strumarium is the source of this 2303-nucleotide messenger RNA. RefSeq names its product glycosyl transferase family group 2-domain-containing protein. Bases 267 to 2216 code for a protein of 649 amino acids. Lineage: Eukaryota; Fungi; Ascomycota; Sordariomycetes; Sordariales; Chaetomiaceae. The record is from RefSeq and is a predicted model, not a curated record. The transcript has 4 exons.
UUUUUCCCUCUCCUCCCGCAGUCCCUUCCUUCCUCCCCGACCUUCAAGCUUGCGCCUGUGGACCUGUGGAAGUGUUUCGCCGGGCGCCUUUCGACUCGACUUCCCCUCUGUCCACAAGGCCUCACACCCUCUUCGCUCUCCGUCAACCUGUCGGUUCCUCCCGUCGCCUCGGCAAUUCGACGGCGCGGUCAAACUUGACAGUCAGCGACAGCACUCGGAGCCAUUCGCCUUAAUCCGGCUCCCGCCAAGUCCUUGAAGGUGCCGAGAUGUCAAUCUUUACGUGGUGCAGCCGGCGCGCAGGCGGCUUGGCCAUGUUGGCUACCGUUGGGCUAUCCUACUGGGUCAUCUCGAGCGAGCUGGAUGCGCAACGAUAUGUCUACAGAUAUCCCUCAGAGGACAGUCUUAAUGCGCCGCGUUACGACGCGAAGAGGACCAGCAGCUGGGUCACGGUCUUUUCUUACUACUGCUUGCUCAUUCAUGUGCUCGUCUUCAUGUUCCCACUACGCUCCUCCUGGGCCGUCUUCACCAUCACGAGAAGCCUACGCAAGGCUGCGCGCGCGAGGGCCCUGAGAGAUCUCAAGUUCGGCCACCGCCGCCGUGGCUCGUCGACUUCACUCUCCAGCUCCGAAACCCUGACUUCCUCACGAGACCUGAGCUCCACCUCCAGCAGCGAAGCCGGCGACUUCGACCUCGACCCCGAAUCCUUACUCGACGGCGACAUUGCUCCCGAUCGCGUCAUCCAUGCCAUCGUCAUCCCCAACUACAAGGAGGAGAAUGACACGCUGAGGGAGACGCUGGAGGUUCUCGCCUCGCACCCGCAGGCGCGCACAACCUACGAUGUCUACCUUGCGAUGGAGCAGAGAGAGCACAAUGCCGAGAGCAAGGCUGCCGGGCUCGCGAACGAAUUCUCCAAGAAGUUCCGCUCAAUUGACUUCACAAUGCACCCGUCCGACAUCCCCGGCGAGCUGGCCGGCAAGGGUAGCAAUAUGGCGUGGGCGGCACGGAAGCUUAGCGAAAAGUACAAUCUUGGGCAGCGAAAAGACGUGAUCGUCACGGGUAUUGAUGCCGACAGCCACCUCUCAUCCAAUUAUUUCGCUCUGCUCACGACCAUGCAUAUGACGUAUCCCGAUACGGCUAACACGACCCUGUACUCGGCUCCGAUUGUCUUUGACCGCAAUGCCCACAAUGUCCCGGCUAUCGUCCGUGUCGCCGACAUUUUGUGGUCCGCUGCCGGCAUGUCCGGGCUGUACAAGGGUUCGUCGGUCGCUCCUCCGACGUCUGUCUACUCUGUUCCCCUUGAACUUGUCGAUCGCGUUGGCGGCUGGGAUUGUGACUCGGAGGCGAUUGGCGAGGACUUGCACAUGUACCUCAAGUGCUUCUUCGCUCUCAAUGGCAACUUGACGGUGCGAACUAUUUUGAGCCCUGUCAGUCAGACAAACGUUACGGGCGGUGGCCGCGGAAAGGGAGUUGCUGGCAUCAUCACCGAUGUGCGCGCCCGAUACAAGCAGGCGCUUAGGCACAUGUGGGGUGCUCUCGAUACCGGUUAUGCACUGCGCAAGCUUGUUGAGGUGUGGAAAGAGAGGAAACACACCUCUCGGGCAUUCCGACCUCUUCACACGUCUCUGAACGACUCAUCCGACAACUAUGUGCCGCAGGUGCAGAUCGACGGCGUAGAUGCCGAGGCAACUCCCGAGAGCGGUAUCUUCUCCGACGUUGUGACGGACACCCUCAAGGAACCCGACUGGGAGCGCAUCUUCAUCUUGUUCCACCGCUUGUUCGAGGCCCACUUCCUCCCCGUGCAAAUGACCAUUCUCGUUGUCGCAUCGACUCUCUACAUGUGGAUUACCGAUGGCGCUCCCGAUGUCCACGGCGUCGCGUGGAUCUUCACCGUCUGCAACGUCCUCCGGACCGCCGGCGUCAUGGAGGUCGCCCUCUAUCUCUUCCUCUACGAACGGUUCCACAGGAUAUGCGUCGACUCCCGCGAGAAGGAGAUGGGCGAUGCCGGGUUGCUGAAGGGCAUGCACUUCUCGCGAAGAGAAGUCAAGACGAAUUACAUCGACUACGUGAUGGUCCCGCUGGUAGCGCCGGUUUUUGGUUCGAUACCAUGUGCGCAAGCGCAAAUAUGCCAUUUCUGGACGCUAGAUUUGGUAUACACGGUCAGCAAGAAAGUCACCCGGCGCAGAGGGAAGUCCGUGACAGCAGACGCUUUGGUAUAAUGAUCGCGGCAUGGAUUUACGUCUUUUCUCCAACGCCGUCUUUAUCUUUCUGCGACCUUACCUAUUUAUUCGCGUGUCGAUUAAUUC